UUUUCCGUUGCAUGUAAGCAUGUCAAAUCGUUUGGUUAAAUGUAGGAUAGCUGGAUGUAAAGCUUUGCCUUUUGAGUGCUUUUGCUAGCUGCUGUUUGCCAAUGCCAAUGAACACUUGCAUGCAAAAGUGUUGCUUGGUAAUCGUCGCGUCACCGUCGCUCUUGGCCAUCGAGGAUCUUUUUGAGGAUUUAGAACGUUUUUUUUACUAUUGUUGUUUUAACCAAAAGUCAUGCGCUCGUUCUUUGGCAGAGUUCAAGCAUCAAAUCAUGAUGCUAAUCGAUUAUCUAAACAGCACACUAGGUUCAAGCGCUCAGGUACCGUGUUAAACAGCACCAUAACUGGGGUGACAUUCUAGGAUUAUAGGCUCUUGCUUCUUUCACGGCGAGACACUACGAGUUGCCUCACACGCGCAACUACCUUUUUAUUAUUUUCAAUGUCUGUAGCACGCCCAAGUCCCAUUGACUCUACAUCUGACGCUGGUGCCCGAGCCAAGGAGAUGGAACUCGCAACGCCCACAGCACAGAAAUCAAAACUUGCCAGUGCCCCACUUGAUGAUGAUGGCGAUGAUCCUCAGAGCAUGUAUGAAGAGGACGAGGCGGAUAGCGACGAAGCAGAGUUUGAGGAUGCAUCAGAAGAUCUUAAAGCAGCCGCUGAGUCGGGGAAUGAUACCGCACCCGAUUCAGCCACGGAUGGAGCGACCAAGAUUAAACUGGACAAAAAGGAGAUCAAAAGUUUAUUAGCGGACGCGGAGAAGAAUGUGUUGGUCGAUAUCGCCGAGGUGGAAUAUGCUGUCGACAUGUUUCUCAAUUCCCGCUUCGUUGAGCCCGAGCGGUAUCUAAAGCAAAAGUAUUGUCGGUCCAUGUACUAUACCCUUGGAUAUGCCGUAAUUCUAUGGCUGAAAUCAGUCAUGACCUUUGAUCCCGCCGAUGUCGAGGGCGCUACAGACGCCUUGCGAAAUACGCUCGAAAUGGCCACCCUCUUUCGAAAAGAACAAGGGCUCGUUGCCUCAUUUACCGGUAUGGUUAUGAGGGCAAAAGAAGGGAGCCACCUAAAGAAUAUGACCACACUUCAGCGCCAUGCCGAGCUCGUUUAUGCCGAAGCUCACCUCUUAAAGUCAAUGUUGUCACUUGUUACUGAUACUAACAUGGUGGCAUUCGUACGUGAGGGCCUCAAUAUACGAUCCGCAUAUAACGUUUACAAGAGCUGCUACAGAUUCUUGCAAAGGGUCUAUGAUGAGGAGGGUGGAGCCCAAGGAUUGGUCAAAAACGGAGUCGAUGAACACUUUGUAUCUGGCGUGCUACUGGGCGUCGGAGGCUUCAAUGUUACAUUGAGUAUGCUGCCUGGCAAAGUUUUAAGACUGUUUGAAUUGAUUGGAUUCUCGGGGGAUAGAGACUUUGGUCUUUCAAGAUUGGAGAUUGGAGGGAAAUGGCCUGUCAAUGAUCGGACGGCCAUAAUAUCCCGUGGCAAAAGUCACAAGCCUGGUAAAGGUAAUAGUGGUGCGAAAGGGCUCCAUUCCAGGGAGGAUAGUCUUCCUGCUGGAAGUGACAUCAACCGAGUUCCGUUUGCGAUGCCCGAGACCAACUCAAAGACGGGCGGCCUGCGGAAAUUCCUCUGCGAUCUCGUCUUACUAGGCUAUCACAUCAUUCUGUCGUCCGCAGUUCAACUACCCGACUGCGAUAUUCCAUUUGCAAAAGAAAUUCUGUCGGUAUCUCUCAAAAAAUAUCCAGACAGCUUCAUCUUCCUUGCUCUACACGGACGUCUUUUCCAAACGGAAGGCAAGCCGUCUGCCGCCAUUGCCGAAUACAAGCGUGUCAUGAACCUUCAAAGUGACUGGAGACAGUUGGUGCAUGUCUGUGUCUGGGAUUCAGGUAUCUGUAAUGGAGCAUUGGGCGACUGGACCGAAGCAGCAAACUGCUACGAGGUACUGUUCAAGGAGAGUCGAUGGUCCAAGGCAAUCUAUCGAUAUAUGCAAGCUGUAUAUCUAUAUGCCAUUGAUGAAGAAAAGAAUCGGGACACGGUGGCAGCCAUGCUGAAAGAAGUACCAAAACUAACGCAAAAGAUUGCUGGAAAGUCUAUCCCUAUGGAGAAAUUCGUGUCGCGAAAGUCCCGCAAGUUUGCUCUGCAGAACAACCGGCUGCUUUUGCCUCACUUUGAAAUUCUGUAUCUCUGGAAUGGCUUCGAUGUUAUCCCGCAAGAGAUGCUUUCAAAGUUUCUGGAUCGACUGGACAUUGCACUAAAGGGCUUGGAAGCCCAAUUGGAGAAAAGCAACAGUUCCUCAAACAACGAGGAGGAAGUCCUACCCUACGACACAUUCUACGACGAUCUAUGCCUGGCACGUUUCCUGAAAGGUGUACUCACGCGGGAAACGGCUAUCCCCAACUCGGAAACACUCCUUCCCGUCACCGAACUCGCAAAACAACCCCGUCCCUCCCAAUCAACUAUUCAAACUCUCAAUUAUGCCUCCCGCCAAUUAGAAUUCGUAGUGCACCAUGCUGAUAAGAUCAAAUUGGAUCACUGGGUUCUACCUUUUGCGCGGCUGGAGCUUGGUAAGCUUUAUGCCCGGUCUGGGGAGUAUGGCAAAGCAAGACGAGAAUUUGGCGCAGCUUUGAAUGGAGGAUUUGCUGAGGACGAAGUGGGAGAAGGAAUGAAAAGGCCUAGUUUGGAGAAUACCUUGCAUUUUAGAGUGCAUAAUGCGAUAGUAAAGCUGGAUGUUUUGGAAAAGCUUGUGGGUGAAAGACCGUAGCGCGAGGGUAGCUGUUGCUUUUAAUCAAUAUAUUAAUUGUGCCUAGUAUUCACUGUAGUUGUCCUUAAAUAAAUUUACACUGGAUGCUUGAAGAGUCUAAUAGAAAUAUCAUUUGAC
This is a messenger RNA of Spizellomyces punctatus DAOM BR117, 2860 nucleotides long. RefSeq lists its product as uncharacterized. Bases 434 to 2743 code for a protein of 769 amino acids. Gene Ontology annotation, cellular component: mitochondrial outer membrane; cytosol; nucleus. The record is from RefSeq and is a predicted model, not a curated record. The transcript is spliced from 2 exons. Gene Ontology annotation, molecular function: protein binding. NCBI's taxonomy places the organism in Eukaryota, Fungi, Chytridiomycota, Chytridiomycetes, Spizellomycetales, Spizellomycetaceae.